AUGCUGGAAACAUUGAUAGAUGCUGCAAAUUGUGUGCAGUAUCGAUUCAUGUUGCAUGCAAUUUACGAACUCACACAGCCUCGUGGGUUGAAAUGUUCAGAAAGUGUUUGUGUAAGACAUAUCGCUGUACCUCAGUUAAGAUGUGUUGAUUUCCAAAAACUCUUGAAUUUAAUUGGUCAGAUUGCACCAUUUUCAUGUGUUGAGGACGACAUUUAUUCUUUGAACUUAACGAUUUGA
Messenger RNA from Brugia pahangi, 237 nucleotides. Lineage: Eukaryota; Metazoa; Nematoda; Chromadorea; Rhabditida; Onchocercidae. The record is from the annotation of a GenBank genome assembly.